Clunio marinus is the source of this 204-nucleotide messenger RNA. The record is from the annotation of a GenBank genome assembly. Lineage: Eukaryota; Metazoa; Arthropoda; Insecta; Diptera; Chironomidae.
AUGUGUCCCAUAUUAAGUCAGGCAGGUUCAGAUUUAGAUUCAAAUUCUUCACUGAACCAGAGCAACAAUGAAUUCACUUUAAACAUUAAAGUCGAUCGAAGAAAAAUGAUUUUCCGCACAGGAAAACAUUUUCUUCCAUUUCGCAGAUUAAGUAAAAAAGAAAAUUCCUCUUCUAUUGAAUAUGUUGAAGAAAGAAGAAUUUGA